GUUGAUAAAAUAAAGGGGAGUCGGGUUUUAUUGAUCUUAAACUGCAGAGUUUAGUUUGGGAUAAAGUAUCUGUCAGUGUGGGGGAGAUAACAGAUACAUGAACUAGUGAGGCGAAGUUUGUCAGAUUGGGGAGAGCAGAGAAGCCAGGAUCUCCCACUCACUACUGAACGGUCUGACUGGUAACAAUGUGUCAGCAGUUUAUAUAGUGAGCGAAAAUACCGCGCGCAGGCUCCUCCCUCUGCUUCGGGUUCGAGUCUUCUGAUGAACGUUUUAUUAGAAAAUAGUUUCCCUAAAGCAAACUCUGAGAAGCAGCUGUCAAACACUAUUCGGUUACAAAUAUUGCACUGCAUAUUCAAGGUGUGUAUAGCAAAGGUACAUCUACACCAAUAUAGAAUAAUGGAUAAGUCCUAGAAAUUACUUAUCCAAUACAAAUAAAAAACAGCUUCCUUCUGAUAAUCUACAGAAAGGUGUAUUUGCCAGGAGCGGCAUUACUGAAAGGGGUGACAAGAACAGAAAUCCAUGAAGCAAGGCUAUGAAGAAAUCUUUUAAUAGCAGAACCAAUGAGUCUUACUCUGAAAAAUCAAGCAAAACAGAUUCCUAUAUGUUCUCAAAUGAGAUAGUAAACAUUAACCCCAAACCAUUCUCAUGUUCUGAAUGUGGGAAAUGUUUUAGCUAUAACUCAACUCUUAUUAGACAUCAGAGAACUCACACAGGAGAGAACCCAUUCUCAUGUUCUGAAUGCGGAAAAUGUUUUAGGGAACUCUACAAACUUCUUCGACAUCUGAGAACUCACACAGGAGAGAAGCCCUUCUCAUGUUCUGAAUGCGGAAAAUGUUUUCGCUAUAACUCAACUCUUAUUGCGCAUCAGAGAACUCACACAGAAGAGAACCCAUUCUCAUGUUCUGAAUGUGGAAAAUAUUUUAGCUAUAACUCAACUCUUAUUGCACAUCAGAGUAUUCACAUAGGAGAGAAACCGUUCUCGUGUUCUGAAUGUGGAAAAUGUUAUAGGCAAAGUUCAGGUCUUGUUAUACAUCAGAGAACUCACACAGGAGAGAAACCGUUCUCGUGUUCUGAAUGUGGAAAAUGUUUUAGCUAUUACUCGACUCUUAUUGCACAUCAGAGAACUCACACAGGAGAGAAACCUUUCUUAUGUAGUAAAUGUGGGAAAUGUUUUGUCCAUAAACAUCAUCUUAUUAAACAUCAGAGAACUCACACAGGUGAGAAACCAUUCUCAUGUUCUGAAUGUGGAAAAUGUUUUAGCCAAUGUUCAAAUCUUGUUAAACAUCAGAGAAUACACACAGGAGAGAAACCGUUCUCAUGUUCUGAAUGUGAAAAAUGUUAUAUGUAUUACUCAAGUCUUGUUAAACAUCGGAGAACUCACACAGGAGAGAAACCGUUCUCAUGUUCUGAAUGCAGAAAAUAUUUUGGUACUAAAGCAGGUCUGGUCAAUCAUCAGAGAAUACACACAGGAGAGAAACCGUUCUCAUGUUCUGAAUGUGAAAAAUGUUAUAGGUAUUACUCAAGUCUUGUUAAACAUCGGAGAACUCACAAAGGUGAGAAACCGUUCUCAUGUUCUGAAUGUAGAAAAUAUUUUUUUACUAAAGCAGAUCUGGUCAGUCAUCAGAGAAUACACACAGGAGAGAAACCGUUCUCAUGUUCUGAAUGUGAAAAAUGUUAUAGGUAUUCCUCAAGUCUUGUUAAACAUCGGAAAACUCACAAAGGAGAGACACCGUUCUCAUGUUCUGAAUGUAGAAAAUAUUUUGUUACUAAAGCAGAUGUGGUCAGUCAUCAGAGUAUACACACAGGAGAGAAACCGUUCUCAUGUUCUGAAUGUGAAAAAUGUUAUAGGCAUUACUCAAGUCUUGUUAAACAUCGGAGAACUCACAAAGGAGAGAAACCGUUCUCAUGUUCUGAAUGUAGAAAAUAUUUUUUUACUAAUGCAGAUCUGGUCAGUCAUCAGAGAAUACACACAGGAGAGAAACCGUUCUCAUGUUCUGAAUGUGAAAAAUGUUAUAGGUAUUCCUCAAGUCUUGUUAAACAUCGGAGAACUCACACAGGAGAAAAAUCUUUCUCAUGUACAUAAUGUUGAAAAUGUUUUGUCACUAAAGCAGAGCUCUUCAGUCAUCAGAGAACUCACACAGGAGAGAAACCAUUCUCGUGUUCUAAAUGUGGAAAAUGCUUUUGCUGUCACUCAGCUCUUGUUACACAACAGAGAACUCACACUGGAGAGAAAGCGUUCUCGUUCUGAAUGCGGAAAAGA
Messenger RNA from Pelobates fuscus (common spadefoot toad), 2260 nucleotides. RefSeq names its product oocyte zinc finger protein XlCOF7.1-like. Gene Ontology annotation, biological process: regulation of transcription by RNA polymerase II. Lineage: Eukaryota; Metazoa; Chordata; Amphibia; Anura; Pelobatidae. The record is from RefSeq and is a predicted model, not a curated record. The transcript has 4 exons. The coding region runs from base 533 to 2083 and encodes 516 amino acids. Gene Ontology annotation, molecular function: DNA-binding transcription factor activity, RNA polymerase II-specific; RNA polymerase II cis-regulatory region sequence-specific DNA binding.